UCCAUGGCAUGGCUGGAAUUCUACUGUAGAAGACCUAAGAGAGAGCAAGAAGAUGGCAACGCGCAUUAUAAGAGCCUUCCAAGGGCUUUGGGCGAGUAGGGGAAGAGCCAUCAUUCCUGAUGACAUCAGGAGGUUCUGCCGCCAGCUGUCUGCGUAUGACGAUUCAUCACUGAGGAGGAUAUACGAGUAUUACAGAGAUGAUCUGAUCCAUAUCCUGGAGAACAUGGAUCCUCACGCCGUCCUAGUAGAACUAAAAUCUCGGAAUGUUUUAAACACAGACAAAUACGAGUCAAUCGAAGAAGACCGGUCUUCAUUCUCUUGCGCCUUGUUACAAGAUAUUCAGGAUCGGGGAAGGAAAGCUGUGAUUGGACUCUGGGAAUGUCUCUGUGCGCUACAGAAAGAUCAUCCUCAUCCAAAUUUUUGGGCGGUUUUUGAUGAAAUCCAACAGACAGGUAAGGGUCUGGUGAAUCAGAUUCUCCUGGAUGAACUCGGACACUCACUUACUCCGAAGCUGAGAGAUAUUCAGGAAAAGCACAAACAUCAUCUGAUGGAGAAAACUGAGUCUCUAGUGGAGCAUAGACCCCCAGGAACUACUCUGGAACCACAAAGAUUCCUCAUCAAUGAGCAUUAUGUGAACCUGAUUGUAGUCUCCACCGAUCAGUUCAGGGAACGUCCCCAGAAUGAGUUAAUACAGACUGGGGUAAAACAUGAGGAAUGCUUGAAAAAAACACAAAGUGGACUGGAACACAUUUCCCUCAAUAAGCUGUUCCGAUGGAACCCCCAGUCACAAUGUGUACCACAUGCAGUAAUGGUGAGCGGAGUGCCAGGAAUAGGGAAGACCACAAUGAUGCAGAAGUUUGUCUAUGACUGGGUGACCGGAAAACUCUACCAGAGAUUUGCCUUUGUCUUCUUCUUCAGAUUCUGGGACCUUAAUAGACUGGUAGAGGUCAGCUUGGAGGAGAUGAUUCUUGAUCAAUAUCCGUAUCUGAAGAAUCAGAUUGGAGAUAUUUUACAAGAUCCAGAGAGACUUCUGUUUAUAUUUGAUGGUUUAGAUGAAAGUAUUCACCAAAUAGAUUUCAGAUCGAAUAGACUCUUUGCUUACAGGACAAAAUGUGGUGAGAUUGUGGUCAGUUUGGUGAGGCAGAGUCUUCUUAAGGGUUGCUCUGUACUGAUAACCAGCCGUCCAACCAGACUGGCAUCAGUUGAUACGACUGUUUUCCAGAGGAUAGCUGAGAUCAUGGGAUUUCUCCAUGAAGACAGACUGAUCUUCUUUAAUAAUUUCUUUGGAAAUGAGGAAUUGUCAGAAAAGGCUUUUCGUUAUGUGCAGGAGAAUGACACACUGUACACUUUCUGUUAUCUCCCAUCAUACUGCUGGAUCAUCUGUACAGUGUUAUCAAUGUGCUUCAGAGCCCAACCAACAAUCACUGAUCAGCUGAUGACAUCAUUACCCAAAACAGUGACGCAACUCUUUGUGACUUUUGUCUCCAACAUUCUGGCCAAUCACAGCCAGAAUAAAGACGGUGGUCACGCUGACUGGGAACUGCUGACAUCUAUUGGGUGGAUGGCAGAACAUGGAGUCAUGAAUCACAUGAUUGUGUUUGAUGAGUGUCAUCUGGACUCAUUCAGCGUGAAAAACUAUAAACAUCUCUUUUCAUCUUUGAUGAUGGAAUCUGGUCAGCCUCCUGAUGUGGAUUACACCUUCUUACAUCUCACUCUUCAGAAGUUUUUUGCUGCUUUAGUUCAUUUUACUAACUAUAAUCCUGAGAGAUUACAGGAAACACUUGGUAAGGCUGAAUUUUACAAAGGCAGGCAUGCUGAAAUAUUCCUCCGUUUCCUCUGCGGUCUCUCAGACUCUUCUACUAGAUCCAUGUUAAAGUCUCAUGUGGGAGAAUUGUCUUCUCAGGCUGCCAGACAUGUCAUCACCUGGAUCCAGAAGAAAGUAACAAUUACAAACCAAAAACCUGACGAAUAUAUAAGAGACAAGCGAGGUCUUCUUAAUGUAUUCUACUAUAUCUAUGAGAGCAGGAAUAAGGCUCUGGCGUCACAAUGUAUUGGAACGAAAAAAAUAGAUUUUUCUGAAGUCUCCCUCACCUCUCCAGACUGCUCUGUGCUGUCUUUUAUCCUUCAAAACUGCAAAGAGACAGAAGAAGUAAAUCUACAUUCAUGUAGCAUUGAGAGUGAAAAAUUGAGGAAACUUAUACCCACUCAACACAACUUCAAGAAUUUAAGAUUGUCCUCUAAUCUCCUGACAGACAUUUCCUGCCCCCACUUGGCAUCUGGAAUAAGAAAUAACCAGACACUGAGGACACUGAACCUGUCUGGGAACAAUCUGGGGGGUCCUCAUUUCAGGGAUCUGAUGGAAGCUCUGACAACAAGCCGGAUAGAGGAAUUACAAUUGCAUUAUAAUGACCUGACAGACAGUUCCUGCCCCCACCUGGCAUCUGGAAUAAGAAAUAACCAGACACUGAGGAGACUGAACCUCUCUAAGAACAAUCUGGAGGGUCCUCAUUUCAGGGAUCUGAUGGAAGCUCUGACAACAAGCCGGAUAGAGAAAUUACAAUUGGAUAAGAAUAGCCUGGCAGAAAGUUCCUGCCUCCACCUGGCAUCUGGAAUAAAAAAUAACCAGACACUGAGGAUGCUGAGCCUGUCUAAGAACAAUCUGGGGGGUCCUCAUUUCAGGGAUCUGAUGGAAGCUUUGACAACAAGCCGGAUAGAGGAAUUACAUUUGUAUAGAAAUCACCUGACAGAGAGUUCCUGUCCCCACCUGGCAUCUGGAAUAAGAAAUAACCGGACACUGAGGAUACUGGACCUGUCCGAUAACAAUCUGAAGGAUAUUCAUUUCAGUGAUGUGAUGGAAGCUCUGACAACAAGCCAGAUAGAGGAAUUACAGAUCGGAAACAAUUUUUUGCCAGAUGAAGCUAAAAGACUAUUUAUAAAUAUGGAAUCCCUCCGGCCAGGACUGAGGGUUAUUAUAUAGUCACCUCGGAGGAAAGAAGCUUUGCUACAACUGUGAAUGGAGCCAGAUCUUUGCCCGAAAAAUGCUCUGAAGCCCCCACACGAUCGUUUUUUAAUGACCCGAAAAAUGAUCGUGUGUACGCGGCAUCAUAGUAUUGCCACCUACAUCAGAAACCUGCAACACUUCCACAUGACAUGCGCUUGGAAAUACAAAUUGCCAUAACAUUUGUCAUGAACCUGAAUCAGAAAAAGUCUGCGCCGUCCAUGCCGUCCGCGCCAUCCAUGCAGGCCGCGCCAUCCAUACAGGCCAUGCCAUCCAUGCCAUCCAUGCAGGCCGCGCCAUCCAUACAGGCCACGCCAUCCAUACAGGCCACGCCAUCCAUACAGGCCACGCCAUCCAUGCAGGCCGCGCCAUCCAUACAAUCCAUACAGGCCACGCCAUCCAUGCCAUCCAUACAGGCCACUCCAUCCAUGCAGGCCGCACCAUCCAUACAGGCCACGCCAUCCAUGUCAUCCAUACAGGCCACGCCAUCCAUGCCAUCCAUGCAGGCCGCGCCGUCCACGUCAUCAAUGCAGGUCGCGCCAUCCGCGCGGCCCACUGUAACAGAGCUCCGCCGCCUCCUCGUCACGGACGGACGAGGAGGAGGUGGGACAGCGUGGACAUAUACACACGACGCCGCUGUGAAUCAGGGGAUAAUGUACGCCGUAAUCAGGUUUCCUUCCCUCCGCAUCAAGACUGACAUGGCGGGAGAGGAAACCUGACUCGAGUAUAAGCUGAGGGGGGGCUUUUUCAGCACAACAAAAAUUUGCUGAAAAACUUGGCUCGAGUAUAUACGGUACAUCUAAGAUGAGAUGAAUGUUUAAUAUUAUUUUUUAAUCUUUAAUACUUCAGAGCAUGAACGGGUUAUGGGCACAUGCCAGUCAAACAUGGUACCAGCGGAUUGGCGAAAAUCUAAGGUGGUACCAAUAUGCAAAUAUCGGGAGACUAUAGUCCGUAAAAUUAGAAAUAACUGUCUGGCUAUAACAUGGCCAUGUUCUUUGAGAACUCUGGGGUGUAAGAU
Messenger RNA from Rana temporaria (common frog), 4016 nucleotides. Its product is annotated as NACHT, LRR and PYD domains-containing protein 3-like. The coding region runs from base 53 to 2977 and encodes 974 amino acids. The record is from RefSeq and is a predicted model, not a curated record. Gene Ontology annotation, cellular component: cytoplasm. The transcript is spliced from 10 exons. Gene Ontology annotation, molecular function: protein binding. NCBI's taxonomy places the organism in Eukaryota, Metazoa, Chordata, Amphibia, Anura, Ranidae.